CUAUUCCUGCUGCUCCGAAGUUGUGGUGGAAGUUUACCUCUCAGAUCUGUCUAAUGAUCUCAGUUCAUUUAAAAAGUUUGAGAUUGAGAUGAGCGGACAGGCAGUUCCUGCAGACUUCUCAGGACGCAUGUUGGACUUGGACGAGGACGAAGACCUGGAGGUUUUCAGCAAGAACAUAUCCCAGAGAGAUGGAAGCCCCAUGCCCAACUCUCCCAGCUCCAUGGUCAAUCAGUACAGACUGGAGGAGGAUGAAGAAGAGCAGGAGGAUGCUAACACCAAAGACAUCUUCAUCACCGUUGACAGCCCAGAGAGCCACGUAACUGCCAUCGAGACCUUCAUCGUGUACAGGGUCCUUACCAAGACCACACGGAGUGAGUUCGACUCCUGUGAGUAUGAGGUUCGUCGGCGCUACCAGGACUUCCUGUGGCUCCGCAGCAGACUGGAGGAAAACUACCCGACACUUAUUGUCCACCCGCUGCCGGAGAAGUUUGUGAUGAGAGGCAUGGUGGAACGCUUCAAUGACGACUUCAUCGAGACCAGGAGGAAAGCUCUGCACCGUUUCCUCAACAAGAUUUCUGAGCAUCCCAUCCUGUCCUACAGCCCACACCUCAAAGUCUUCCUCAUUGCACAGGAGCUAACGUCUCACAAGAAACAGGGUCCAGGCUUCCUGAGCAGGAUGGGAGAGACCAUGAGGGCGGUGGCUAACUCGGUACGAGGCCUGAGAUGUCGACCGGAGGAGUUCACUCUGAUGCAGGAGUACGUGGAGGACUUCAGCAACAAGAUCUGCUCUGUGGACAAAGUCACCCAGAGGAUCAUAAAGGAACAGAGAGAGUAUCUGGAUGAGCUGAGGCAGUAUUGCCCCACAUACACCCUGUGGGCGGGGUCAGAGGAGGAGCUGGCGGAACCACUGAAGGGCGUGGCCAGCUGUGUGGAACGGUGCAGUAAGGAAACAGAAGAGCAGAUCCACCAUCUGUCUGAGGUCCUGGUCCCUGCCCUUCAUGAGUACGUCCUCUGUGCUGAGACACUGAAGGCUGUGAUGAGACGUAGAGACAACAUUCAGGCUGAGUUUGAAGCCAAGAACGAGGCCCUGGCAUCCAGAAAAGUUGACCAAGAAGCACUACAGGUGGAGGUGGAUGGUCUGGCAGACCGGGUGGAGCUGGCUAACAACUCCUUGAAGGGAGACUGGUCCCGCUGGCAAAACAGCAUGAGAACAGACCUCAAAUCAGCUUUUAUUUCCACCGCUGAGAAGAACGUGGAGUACUAUGAGAAGUGCCUGGCAGUGUGGGAGUCGUACCUCCUGUCUCAGAGAGUGGAGCCCGGUGAGCAGAGAGAUGGGGAAGAUGUCUCAUAGAGUUUGGAAAAGAUCAAAAUGUGGAGAUCGCCUGCUCUUUCUAAAUGACAUACACACAACCUUUUGUCUGUCCACCAGAACCUCCAAAUACAGACUUUGAACCAGUGUCCACUUAUGCAGACAUGCCUUAUGUACGAAACAAGCCCACUCUGUCUCUCUCUCUCUCUAUCUGUCUCUCCUUCUCUCUUUCUUUCUGUCUCUCCUUCUCUCUUUCUUUCUGUCUGCCCAAAGGGGUUAAUCCCAGUUUCACCAUUCCAAUGAUGAUUGGACAUCAACAAAACCUACACUGUGAUCCAAAUUACCAAACAUAUUACUGUUUACACACCUCUAUGUGCUUGGCCAAAAAUUAAAAGACUCCUGGCUCUUCUGGCCCCACUUUACUGUCUUGUGGCUGUUCGAUGCCUCCUUGAAAGGAUGCAGAAUGCCAAGGUGUUGCGUUAUUCAUAAGUUUGUGCCCCUCAUCUCACACAAACCAAAACUAAUGAUGCAAUCAGGUGGCCCUCUUCAACUUUGUUAGUUGGAAUUUUCCAUCUUUACCAUCAGGAAGUUGCACUCAACUUUCAAAUAGGAGUGGUAAACUAUAAUGUAAGUUCCAUCAUAAAGGAGUCUAAAAGUUCCAAAGUAAUGUGACGUGUAUGGAUUUGAAACCAUCGAUAGAGGAACGGUAGAUAAAAUAAUGCUGUGUGCUGCCUUUUAAAAAUGCUGCUCACUUACAGUAAUGACAACUAUUCUCAAGUUACUUGUUAGCCUUUUACCAGCAGAAGAAGCGAGCAUGAAAAAAAUGGAUGUCAAUUCUACAAUGUAGUUUAGGAUAAGGUUAUGUGUUUUGGAUUCAAAUAAAUAUGACCGAAUCAUGUGUUAGUUUUUAUUUGUUCAAACUAGGUCUUUUUGAAAAGUUGACAGUCCUAAUGUACACAUUGUGAAAUGCAGACUUCAAAAGAUAACACCCCUAAUUGGGACACAGCUAUUGAUACCCAUUUAAUGGUAACCACAUUAUAGUAUUUUAGACAUGACCACUAUUUUUUCCCAAAUCUGAAUUCAAACUAGGUUCUUUCAUGAAGCUUAGUUAAUGACAUGUUUCCUACGAGAUGGGGACCCACUCAUUGAAAAAUAGCUCUGUAGUACUGCUAGAGGUCAAAAACUGCAAAGGGAACCUUUAACAGCUGGAUAUAGGCCAAACAUGGACACUGAGUGUGCAAGUUGUUAUGUUUAUACUGCACUGGGUGCCUGCAUACACAAACGCAUUCAAAUAUGUUGGCCAAUACAGUCAUGCAGACAUGCAGAUGACAAUAUUUACAAUUUACAAUUUGCUAUGUAGACUCAGAAAGUAUAGUUUGAGCUUUGUGUUGGGCUCUUAUUGGUCGGGGUCCUACGUGAAGUCUGCCAUAUCUUUCAUCCAAGUCACAGCAAGAAUUUAGGACCCCUAAUCUGACACAGGAGCCAUCUUACAUAUUGUGAAGUCUGAUCCUGGCACAAGUAAUGAUCAGACUUUCAUUUAAUAUGCCCGUCUGUGACUGGAAGCAAGUUGAGGUCUUUUGUCAAUGUAUUUUCUCAUUUAUCAUGUUCUCUGAAAAGGAAUCAGGCAGUGUUUAUGUAACAAGUGUACACCAAAAAGUACAAUUAGAAAAAUAAUUCCAUUACAAAAUAGCUCAAGAAAUGCAUUGAACAUCACAUACUGUAAUCUGUACUGCAGGUGACAUCUACAUCCAGCUAAACUUUAAGUUUUCCUUUUAGGCUAAAGUGAGAUCAGAAUGAUAUGAAUAAAACACACAGUACUACUGAUCUGCUGUACUUAGCAGAGAAGCCUUAAAUGCAUAAUGGAAUUCUUAGAUAAAUGGAUGGUUCUUUGUGCUGAUAGAGAUUUAAUGUUUACAUGUCCGAUGAAGACUGGCUAUCUGCAAUGAAUUUGUAAUAGAAUGCUUAAAUAAUCUUUUUUAUACUGAUAAUCUUUUUUCUAAUCUUUUUUUUCUCUUGCUUUCUUUUUGCUUUUAUCUUUAUUGAAUGUGUAAAAACAGUGAAUAAAAUUGUUUUUGAGAUGACAUGAUAUUAAAGACAAAUCUCACUCUCUGUUUGUAGACUGUAAAAAAAAAAAAUGUGAAAAACAAAGAUGUUCAAUGUCUCUCCCAGGUAUCUAGACUCAAAGUGAAUCACACAUAUCAGCUUAAAAAAUAAUCCUUAUGCAGGCUGUUUAUCCACAACAAGCAUAUUUUGCCUUCCAAAGUGUCAAAGUUUUUUAAAAAGUUAUACUAGUUGGCAGGGCUAAUCCUGAAUGCAGCAGCAAUGUUCAUCAUUUUGCCAGUCAUUGUUAUUGAAAGUCGAUUGAAAUUACUUUUAAGAAAAUGUUUGGGAGCACACGUAAUGAUUAUUGCACCGGGGCUGAACUGAAAAGCCCUGCUUCUCUUUUAAAAAGGUUUAACCUGUUGAAAAAAAUCACUGUGCUGGAGUUCUGCUGCACACAAACUAAAGGUUUAUGCUUAUCCCCCUCAGGCACAGAGGAGCAUACCCAUACCCAUAAUGAAAAAUAGUUCUUGGAAAUGUUGUGCUCAACCCAUUUCCACAAUUGCUAUUUGACUUCAUUCAAGUUUGUAUCAACAGAUUUCUCUUGUUGCUUAUUGCUAUAUGCUUCCUUCAGGCAAUAUUAUUAGGAAAAACUCCAUAAAUUACCAUUGCUAUGCCGAUGAUACCCAAUUGUAUUUGUCAAUGAAGCCUGGUGAAACCAAUCAGUUAGCUAAACUUCAAGCAUGCCUUAAGGACAUAAAGACCUGGAUGACCAGAAACUUUCUGCUCUUAAACUCAGAACUGAACAAAACUGAAGUUAUUGUGCUUGGCCCCCAACACCUCAGAACCACAUUAUCUAAUGAUAUACUUACGCUAGAUGGCAUUGCCCUGGC
Molecule: messenger RNA, 4242 nt
Organism: Xiphias gladius (swordfish)
Lineage: Eukaryota; Metazoa; Chordata; Actinopteri; Istiophoriformes; Xiphiidae
Gene: snx7
Product: sorting nexin 7
Exons: 9
Coding region: 89-1351 (420 amino acids)
Molecular function (GO): phosphatidylinositol binding
Source: RefSeq, a predicted model, not a curated record